AUGACGGCUGACUCGUACGGUGGUGGGGUGUGUCCUGGGGGAGGGAGGGAGGAGGAAGAGAUAAAUGAAGGGUAUGACUCACAGAGAGCUCAGCAGCUUCUCUUCUCUCUGAUGAUGGAAGAAGUUGAACUCUGCUUUCCACAACUCAACACCUCCUGCAGGAGGCUGGAGCGUCCUCAGUCUGAGACUCUGCUCAUUAACAUCCUGCUGUUCUUCAUCUCUGUGCUCACUGCUGCUCUCAACCUGCUUGUCAUCAUCUCCAUCUCCCACUUCAGGAAGCUGCACUCCACUACCAACCUCCUCCUCCUCUCUCUGGCAGUCUCAGACUUCUUCGUGGGCCUCCUGAUGUUCUUCCAGAUCCCGCUCAUAGAUGGCUGCUGGCCGCUGGGUGACGUUGUUUGCAUCCUGUAUCAGUACGUGGCCUACAUCAUCACCUCCGCUUCGGUGGGAAACAUGGUGCUCAUAUCAGUCGACCGCUACGUGGCUAUCUGUACACCGCUGCAUUACAGCGUGAGAGUGACCAAGAGCAGAGUUAAAGUGUGUGUGUUUCUGUGCUGGAGCUGCUCCGUGCUCUGUCAGACCGCCAUGCUGAAGGACAACCUGGUGCAGCCGGGCAGGUAUCAUUCCUGCUCUGGUCAGUGUGUCACCGUCAUCACCUACAUCGCAGGAAUCGCCGAUGUCAUUCUGACCUUUAUCGGGCCCAUCACCGUCAUCGUGGUUCUGUAUAUGAGGGUGUUUGUGGUGGCGGCGUCUCAGGCUCGCGCCACACGCUCUCACAUUGCAGCCGUCCAGUGCUCAGUGACCGUAACCGCCAAGAAGUCUGAGCUGAAAGCAGCCAGAAACCUGGGUGUUAUCGUAGUUGCCUUCCUGGUGUGUCUUUGUCCGUUUUGCUUUAUCACCAUCACAGGGCAGGACACGGUGCUCGACACGUCCUCUGUGGCCUUUGUGAUUUGUCUGUUCUACUUUAACUCCUGUCUGAAUCCGCUGAUCUACGCCUUCUUGUACCCCUGGUUUAGAAAAGCUAUCAGACUCAUUGUGACUCUUCAGAUCCUUCAGGCCAACUCCAGCCAGGCCAACGUGCUAUAG
This is a messenger RNA of Morone saxatilis (striped sea-bass), 1086 nucleotides long. RefSeq names its product trace amine-associated receptor 13c-like. Gene Ontology annotation, molecular function: trace-amine receptor activity. The coding region runs from base 1 to 1086 and encodes 361 amino acids. Gene Ontology annotation, biological process: G protein-coupled receptor signaling pathway. Gene Ontology annotation, cellular component: membrane. The transcript has 3 exons. The record is from RefSeq and is a predicted model, not a curated record. Lineage: Eukaryota; Metazoa; Chordata; Actinopteri; Moronidae.